Messenger RNA from Trichechus manatus latirostris (Florida manatee), 942 nucleotides. RefSeq names its product olfactory receptor 4P4-like. Gene Ontology annotation, biological process: G protein-coupled receptor signaling pathway. The transcript has a single exon. NCBI's taxonomy places the organism in Eukaryota, Metazoa, Chordata, Mammalia, Sirenia, Trichechidae. Bases 1 to 942 code for a protein of 313 amino acids. The record is from RefSeq and is a predicted model, not a curated record. Gene Ontology annotation, cellular component: plasma membrane. Gene Ontology annotation, molecular function: olfactory receptor activity; G protein-coupled receptor activity.
AUGGAAAGCCAGAGAAAUGUCUCAGAAUUCAUUCUUUUGGGACUUUCUUCUGACAAAAACAUACAAAUAUUUUGCUUUGUUCUAUUCUUAUUCUGUUAUAUUUCCCUCUUGGUUGGAAACCUUCUGAUCCUUGUUUCCAUUCUAAGCAGCAUCUUUUUUCACCAACCAAUGUACUAUUUCCUUAGCCACUUAGCCUCUCUGGACAUCUGUUAUACUUCUAGUGUCACACCCAAACUGAUUGGUGAUCUCUUACUGGGGACAAAAUCCAUCUCCUUUGGUAAUUGCAUGUUACAGGUAUUUACCAUACACUUCUUUGGCAGUAUUGAGAUCUUCAUUCUUACUGCCAUGGCCUUGGACCGCUAUGUUGCUAUCUGCAAACCUCUCCACUACAUGAUAAUCAUGAACAGAACAAGAUGUAAUCUUCUUGUCUUAGCUGCUUGGGUUGGUGGGGCAGCCCAUUCCCUUCCUCAAUUAUUUAUGGCAAUCCUGUUACCCUUUUGUGGUCCUAAUGAAAUUGAUCACUAUUUUUGUGAUAUCUUCCCUUUGCUAAAAGUUGCCUGUACUGAUACCCACAACACUGGUAUUCUUGUGCUUGUCAAUUCAGGUAUGCUUGUCUUAGCAACGUUUGUUCUCUUGUUUGGGUCUUAUGUCAUUAUAUUAUCUAGUUUAAGAAAUCACUCAGCUGAGGGAAGACGCAAAGCCUUGUCUACCUGUGGCUCCCAUAUCACUGUGGUAGUCUUAUGUUUUGCUCCUGCAAUCUUUGUCUACCUUAGACCUCCUACCACUUUCCCUGAGGAUAAAAUAUUUGCACUAUUUUAUACCAUCAUUGCCCCUAUGUUCAAUCCCUUAACCUAUACCCUGAGAAAUACAGAGAUGAAAAACGCCAUGAGAAAAGUUUGGUGUCAAGGUUAUUUUCAAAAGAAGCUCACAAUUAAUUGGUGA